Messenger RNA from Trematomus bernacchii (emerald rockcod), 1887 nucleotides. RefSeq names its product carbonyl reductase 1 (gene cbr1). The transcript is spliced from 8 exons. The record is from RefSeq and is a predicted model, not a curated record. Gene Ontology annotation, molecular function: carbonyl reductase (NADPH) activity. The coding region runs from base 116 to 946 and encodes 276 amino acids. NCBI's taxonomy places the organism in Eukaryota, Metazoa, Chordata, Actinopteri, Perciformes, Nototheniidae.
ACUUUCUCUGCAGCUUCCACACCUCAGGUCCUCUCUACCAAAAACUACAGUUGAUAACAUUGUUGAAGAUUGUUUUGGAAAGACCCCGCCUUCUUAAGCUUCGUGUGUGUUUAACAUGUCUACCAAGGUCGCCGUGGUAACAGGCAGUAAUAAGGGAAUCGGGCUGGCCAUUGUUCGAGCGCUCUGCCAGCAGCAUUACCAUGGAGACGUUUACUUGACCGCCAGAGACAGCGGUCGUGGAGAUGAGGCGGUGAAAUCUCUGGCCGCUGACGGACUGACGGCUAAGUUUCAUCAGCUGGACAUCAACGAUGAGAAAAGCAUCGUCAGCGCCGCCGCCUUCUUCAAGAAGACGUACGGAGGAGUGGACGUCCUCAUCAACAACGCUGGCAUCGCUUUCAAAGACGCAGACCCCGCUCCCUUUCCAGUCCAGGCCGAAGUCACCCUGAAGACCAACUACUUCGCCACCAGAGACAUGCUGACUCACUUCCUGCCGCUCAUCAAAGCUGGAGGUCGUGUGGUGAACGUCUCCAGCUUCGUUGGCGCUCGCACGUUGAAUAAAUGCAGCGCCACCCUGCAGCAGCGUUUCCGUAGCGAUGACAUCACAGAGGAGGAGCUGACCGGUCUGAUGGAGCAGUUUGUGGAUCUGGCCAAAAAGGGCGAGCACGAGAAGGGAGGCUGGGCCAACACGGCGUACGGGACGUCCAAAACAGGACUCACGGUCCUGACCAUGAUCCACGCUCGUCGUCUGACGAAGGAGAGACCUCAUGACGGGAUCCUGGUGAACGCCUGCUGCCCCGGCUGGGUCCGCACAGACAUGGCGGGCCCUAAAGCCCCCAAAUCCCCUGAGGAGGGGGCCGCGACCCCGGUGUUCCUCGCCCUGCUGCCGGCAGGGGCCACGGACCCCCACGGGAGGUUCGUCUCCGAUAAGGAGGUCCAGCCGUGGUGAAGAGCUGAAGGGAGGGUGUGUGUGUGUGUGAAAGUGUGUCAGUGUUUUCAUUAAUAGGAAUCUAAAUUCAGGAUAUUUUUUUUUGCCCUUGUGUUUCACGUUAUAUCAGUCUACUGGUAUUUGAGGAAAGAAAAAGCAGAUUUUCAACCAGAUUUGUAUCUUGACGGUUUGUUUACUAAUGCAGGAGGAGCCUUUGACCUAAGUUAACUUAAAACAACCACUCCAAGUCACAAGGCAGAAGGCUAUUCUCAUGUAGGUUUGGAAAGAGGGAAAGCUUCCAUAGAUAAUAGAUUAUUUUUGGAAAAAAAGACUUGACCACUAUUUGAAAAAUAUGACACAAGCGUCACGAAAUCUGGGAAAAAAACAUUCUUAAUGUGAAAGAAAUACACACAAUUUAUCAGUUAAAACCACAAAUAAUUCCAGGGAACAAUGGUGUGUGUCAGUGUUUUCAUUAAUAGGAAACUAAAUCCAGAUGUUUUCUUUCACAGGAUUUCUGUUUUUCUUGCAAUUUAUUUUUCAUAACAUAUCAGUCUACUUUUAUUUGAGGAAAGAAAAGCAGAUUUUCAACCAGAUUUGUAUCAAGACUAUGUGUUUACUAAUGAAAAUGUACUUAAAACCACUCCAAGGUCCAAAGCAGCUAUGAUUAUUUGAAAAAUAUGACACAAGCGUCACACAAUCUAAGAAAAAACGGUCUUAAUGUGUAAGAGAUACACACCAUUUAUCAGUUAAAAAAAAGAAAUCCAGGGAACACUGAUAUGUGUGUGUGUGUGUGUGUGUGCUUGGCUUACACAACAAUAAGGCCUCUAUCUGCAAGUGCUGCUGUUAACAUGUCAUCACUUUGCCUUCAACAUUUUUAUACUUUUUACAUGGAAAGAGGAACACUUGCCUUAACUGGAUAAAGCUUAAAUGUUGUGUAACAAAUAAAAAGCUUUUCUGACAUG